AUGUUGCCGUCAAAACGACCAAAGAUUGAGUCCAGUGAGGAGUCGUCUUCCUGGGAACUGGCCUUGAAAAAUGACCUCGAAACAAUGAAAGGUGAAGUUGAACCUAUUGAUGUGAAGAAGUCGUCAACAACCAAGAUGGAAACAGUCACAUACAGACCAACCUACCGCGCUGUUCUCGCCAAGAAAGGCCUUCUUGUUAAGCAGACGCUGGGGAGCGGAAGUUAUUCCAAGGUGAAAUUCGCCUACUGUCUGGAUAAUUAUGAUUACCAAAAAGCUGCCGUUAAGAUCAUCGAUAGGAACAAAGCCCCAAGAGAUUUUCAGACACGAUUUCUGCCCCGCGAGCUUUCAAUUUGGCCUCGAAUGAUACAUCCAAACAUAGCUCGAAUGUAUGAAAUGUUUGAAGACAACAUUCGUGUCUAUAUGAUCCUUGAAUUCGCUGAAAAUGGCGAUGUAUUGCGUUACAUUCAAAAAUCUGGCGCAAUUAAGGAUCACCUUGCAAGAAUCUGGAUACGGCAAGUAGGUGACGCCGUGAAGUAUCUCCAUGACCAGGAUAUAACACACAGAGACUUAAAACUAGAAAACCUCUUGCUAGACUGCGUCUUUAAUAUCAAGAUCUGCGAUUUCGGGUUUGUGAAGAGCCAUUCCAUGAAAGAGCUAAGCAAGACCUACUGCGGUUCCAAGUCGUACGCGUCACCGGAAAUUCUCCGCGGGGAGCCGUACGACCCGAAGAAAGCAGAUAUGUGGGCCAUGGGAGUGAUCCUAUACAUCUUCAUCACCGGGAAAAUGCCUUUUGAUGAGAGCAAAGGAAAUACUGGCGUUCUAGAAGAACAACGGAAGUUGAACUUUCCCUGGCAAAAGUUCAGAUACGUCACACCGGAAGUGAAGGCCAUCAUUCUAACCUUGUUCAAGAGCAGCUACACGGAGCGUCCCGGGAUAGAUGACGUGAUGGAUCUCACUUGGAUUUCCGCCGACCUGAUCCCUGGGGACGGCACCGAGCGCCAGGGCAACCGGAAGUCCCAUCACUCCUCCAUCCAAAACCAGGACAAACCGGAUAUUCAACGGGAGUUUGCCAUCGCACUUCAAAGCAGAACCAAGUCUAAAUGA
This is a messenger RNA of Mya arenaria, 1104 nucleotides long. RefSeq names its product testis-specific serine/threonine-protein kinase 2-like. Gene Ontology annotation, biological process: microtubule cytoskeleton organization; intracellular signal transduction; protein phosphorylation. The transcript is spliced from 2 exons. Gene Ontology annotation, molecular function: tau-protein kinase activity; protein serine/threonine kinase activity; ATP binding. Lineage: Eukaryota; Metazoa; Mollusca; Bivalvia; Myida; Myidae. The record is from RefSeq and is a predicted model, not a curated record. The coding region runs from base 1 to 1104 and encodes 367 amino acids. Gene Ontology annotation, cellular component: cytoplasm.